ACGGCGCUGAGCCCGCGCUGCUGCUCCGGGCAGCCGGGAGAGAGGGCGCGGAGCCCCCAGAGCUGGGCAGCGUGCACGCCCCGGGGCGGACCCCGGCUGGCGGGGCUGGGACGGCCGCGGGCUUCUGCACCGGGACGUGUCCCGCCGAGCCAUGGGCAACGAGGCGAGCUUGGAAGGGGAAGGGCUCCCCGAAGGUCUGGCGGCGGCCGCAGGCGGGGCUGGCGGCUCGGGGAGCGCCCUGCACCCCGGGAUCCCAGCCGGCAUGGAGGCGGACCUGAGCCAGCUGAGCGAGGAGGAGAGGAGACAGAUCGCUGCUGUCAUGUCAAGGGCGCAGGGGCUGCCCAAGGGAAGCGUCCCCGCGGCCGCUGCGGAGUCGCCUUCCAUGCACAGGAAACAAGAGUUGGAUAGUAGUCAGCCUCCCCAGCAACCAGGAAAGCCACCAGACCCUGGACGCCCGACUCAGCCUGGCCUCAGUAAAAGCAGAACUACUGACACGUUUAGGUCAGAACAGAAAUUGCCUGGAAGGAGUCCAUCCACUAUUAGCUUGAAAGAAUCAAAGUCCAGAACUGAUUUUAAGGAAGAGUACAAGUCUAGUAUGAUGCCUGGUUUCCUGUCAGAUGUUAACCCUUUAAGUGCUGUCUCCUCUGUUGUAAAUAAAUUCAACCCGUUUGAUUUGAUAUCAGACUCUGAGGCAUCCCAGGAGGAAACUACAAAGAAACAAAAAGUUGCUCAGAAGGACCAAGGGAAAUCCGAAGGGAUCUCAAAACCCCCCUUACAGCAGCCAUCACCGAAGUCCGUUCCUAAACAGCAAGGACCUCUGAAAGAGGUGAUACAGCAAGAUAGCUCUCCCAAGUCGGCAUCUUCCCAGCAAGCAGAAAAAAUAAAACCACAAGCCCCCGGCACAGGAAAGCCUUCCCAGAAGAGUCCAGCCCAAACACCAGCUCAGCAACCAAGUCCUGGGAAACCUGUAGCCCAACAGCCUGGGCCUGCAAAGCCCACAGUCCAGCAGCCGGGGCCAGCAAAGUCCUCAGCACAGCCCGCUGGGACAGUGAAGCCUCCAGUUCAACCUCCAGUGACAGCCAAGCCCCCAGGUCAGCAGACUGGAUUAGAGAAGACCUCAUCACAGCAACCUGGGCCAAAGACUCUAGCUCAGACUCCUGGGCUUGGAAAGGUUCCAGCCGGGCCAGCAAAGUCCCCGGCCCAGCAGCCAGGGACAGCAAAAGUCCCAGCUCAACAGCCAGGGCCACCGACUUCGCCUAAGGUACCUGGGCCAACAAAGACUCCAUCUCAGCAGUCUGGGCCUGGAAAGAUACCAGCUCAACAGCCAGGCCCAGCAAAGCCUUCACCCCAGCAGCCCACCCCGGCAAAGCCCCAGCCUCAGCAGCCCACCCCGGCAAAGCCUUUACCCCAGCAGCCUACCCCGGCAAAGCCCCAGCCUCAGCAGCCCACCCUGGCAAAGCCUUCACCCCAGCAGCCCACCCUGGCAAAGCCUUCACCCCAGCAGCCCACCCCGGCAAAGCCCCAGCCUCAGCAGCCAAGCAUGGCUAAACCCUCAGCUCAGCAGCCCACGAAACCAAUAAGCCAAACGGUUACUGGAAGACCUCUGCAAGCACCACCAACUUCUGCAGCACAGACUCCUAUACAAGGCCUCUCUAAAACCAUCUGUCCUCUUUGCAACACCACUGAACUUCUGUUGCACAUUCCAGAAAAGGCCAAUUUUAACACAUGCACUGAGUGUCAAACCACCGUCUGUAGCCUCUGUGGUUUUAACCCCAAUCCUCAUUUAACUGAGAUCAAAGAGUGGCUCUGUUUAAACUGUCAGAUGCAGAGAGCUCUAGGAGGUGAACUAGCUGCGAUUCCAUCCUCACCGCAGCCGAGUCCAAAGGCUGCACCUGCACCUACAGCCACAGCCAGCAAACCAUCUGGACCAUUGCAACCAGCUUCCCCAAAGAAGGAGCCUCCGCCUAAACAGGACAGCCCAAAGGCACCAAAAAAGCCACCACCACUGCAGAAACAGCCAACUCUUCAUGGACCUGCCCCCACGACAGCCCCCCAGCCUCCGGUGGCAGAGGCCUUACCUGAACCAGCCCCUCCCAAGGAGCCUUCUGCACCUCUGCCUGAACAAGCCAAGGUUCCUGCUGCAGAUGUUAAACCAAAGCAGCCCAAGAUAGCAGAGCCACAAGCAGACACCCAGUCUGCGUCAGCAGCAACAGCAAAGCCUGAAAGUCUGAGCUCUCAAGUGCAGUCACAGGCUCAGGAGAAAACAGCCCCUCCUUUGAAAACAGACUCUGCCAAACCCUCACAGAGUUUCCCACCAACAGGAGAAAAACUCACCCCAUUUGAUUCUAAAGCCAUUCCCAGGCCUGCAUCAGAUUCAAAAAUUAUUUCACAUCCCAGGCCCAGUUCUGAGAGCAAGGAUCCCAAACACGUUGAUCCAAUUCCGAAGAAGGAAGAGCCUAAGAAAGCACAACCCAAGAUGAGUCCUAAACCAGAUGCGAAGCCAGUGCCAAAAGAGUCACCAACACCCUCUGGUCCACGAUCUACCACUGGCCAAGCUGCACCCUCAUCCCAGCAGCCCCCAAAGCCUCAGGAACAGUCAAGACGGUUCAGUUUGAAUUUGGGUAGUAUCACCGAUGCCCCCAAAUCACAACCCACAACUCCUCAAGAAACUGUGACCGGCAAACUAUUUGGGUUUGGAGCAUCCAUCUUUAGCCAAGCUUCAAAUUUAAUUUCCACAGCAGGCCAGCCAGGAGCUCAUCCACACACUGGGCCAGGUGCCCCAGCAAAGCAAGGCCCUACUGCAUCUCAGACUCCUGCUGCUCAGGGGCCACCUAAGUCCACAGGUCAGCUCCCACCAGCACCUGCCAAAGUAACACCUGUGAAGAAGGACGCAAAAGCCCCAGCAGCCGAAAAAUUGGAGUCCAAACCCGAGCAAGCUCCAACAGUGAAGAGAACAGAGAAAGAUAUGAAGCCACCACCUGGGAAGGUCUCCAAACUACCUUCUGAGCCUGAAAAGCCUGUCCUUACCCACAAGCCAGACAAGAACACCAAGCCCAAACCAACCUGUCCUCUCUGCAAAACUGAACUCAACAUAGGUUCUCAGGAUCCUCCUAACUUCAACAUCUGCACAGAGUGCAAGAAUCAAGUGUGCAAUCUCUGUGGAUUUAACCCAACACCCCACUUGACUGAGGUUCAAGAGUGGCUUUGUUUAAACUGCCAGACACAGAGGGCACUGUCUGGACAACUUGGAGAUAUGGGCAAAAUGCCACCUGCAUCAUCAGGAUCCAAAGUAUCCCCUGUACCUGGCCCUGCAGAAACAUCGUCUCAGAAAGCACCCACAGGCACCCAUGUAAAAGGCCAAAAGAAAGAAACAGAAGUAAAAAAAGAAACUGAAAAACUGAUCCCAGAAAAAGAAACAGCAUCAAUUGAGAAAACUCCUACAGUUGUAACCCUAGAUCAAAAACCAGAGGAGAGUAAAGUAGACAAAAGCAAAGUUUCAGCACUGCAGGAAAAGAAACCUCCUUCUGAAGAGGAAAAACAGCUACCUGAAGAUAAAAAGGAAAAGAAGCCACCUGCCGAAGAAACACCACCGCUUGAAGAAAAGAAGCCAGCUUCCAAAGAUGAGAAGUUACCCCCAGAAGUAAAGCCAUUGACCUCAGAAGGGGAAGAGAAACGUGAUAUGCUUAAAGCUCAUGUACAAACUCCAGAAGAAAAGCCCACAGGCAGAGUGACUGCAAAGGUAGAACAGGGGCAGCCAGAGACCAAAGUUGAAGGUCUGCCAAGUGUCACACCUGAGACUUUGCCAAAGGAAGGAGAGAAGGAAAGCAAAGCUGUGAAAGAGCCCCAGGCAGAGGGCAGCGCAAGUUAUGACCACGUGGAGCCUAGCAAAGUAAGGACAGAAAAGGAAGAAGACAAAUCAGACACCUCCAGUUCUCAGCAGCCCAAGAGCCCGCAAGGUCUGAGUGACACUGGAUAUUCUUCUGAUGGAAUAUCAGGUUCUCUUGGUGAAAUCCCAAGCCUUAUACCAAGUGAUGAAAAAGACUUACUCAAAGGACUCAAAAAGGACUCUUUCUCACAAGAAAGCAGCCCUUCUAGCCCCUCGGACUUAGCUAAGUUGGAAAGUACAGUACUAUCUAUUUUGGAAGCUCAGGCAAGUACACUAGUUGGUGAAAAAUCAGAAAAGAAAACACAGCCCCAGAAGGUGUCUCCUGAGCAUCCUCAGGACCAGCAGAAAACUGAGACUCCAUUGGAAACUCUGGACAUUACUAUUUCAGAGCAGGAUGUCAAACAGAGUCCAGAACAGAAAGAAACUUCAAAAAAGGAUAGCCAACAAGGUAUUCCUUCCAGGAAGGACCAUAAAGAAAAGCCUGAGCUGGUUGAUGAUCUAAGUCCAAGAAGAGCAUCCUAUGAUUCAAUUGAAGACAGCAGUGAAAGUGAAAACUCCCCUGUUGUACGUAGGAAGCGGAGAACUAGUGUUGGCUCAUCAAGCAGUGAUGAGUACAAACAGGAAGACAGUCAAGGUUCAGGGGAAGAGGAGGACUUCAUUCGAAAACAGAUCAUAGAGAUGAGUGCUGAUGAGGAUGCUUCUGGCUCUGAAGAUGAUGAAUUCAUUAGGAGCCAACUCAAAGAGAUUGGGGGUGUUACUGAGAGCCAAAAGAGGGAAGAAACAAAAGGGAAAGGUAAAAGCGUGUCGGGGAAACACAGACGACUGACUCGCAAGAGUAGUACUAGCUUUGAUGAUGAUGCAGGGAGACGCCAUUCCUGGCAUGACGAGGAUGAUGAAACAUUUGAUGAAAGUCCUGAACUCAAAUUCAGAGAAACCAAAAGUCAGGAGAGUGAAGAAGUUGUUGUUGCUGGAGGGGGAGGGUUACGUCGAUUUAAGACAAUAGAACUUAACAGCACAACAGCAGAUAAAUAUUCUGCAGAAUCCUCUCAGAAAAAGACAACUUUGUAUUUCGAUGAAGAGCCCGAAUUAGAGAUGGAAAGCCUGACGGACUCACCUGAAGACAGAUCUAGAGGAGAGGGGUCCUCUAGUCUCCAUGCAUCCAGCUUCACACCUGGCACGUCCCCUACAUCAGUGUCAUCCCUUGAUGAGGACAGUGACAGUAGCCCAAGUCACAAAAAAGGAGAAAGUAAGCAGCAGCGCAAAGCUCGGCAUAGGUCACAUGGCCCUCUCUUACCUACCAUUGAAGAUUCUUCUGAGGAAGAAGAAUUGCGAGAGGAAGAGGAAUUAUUAAAAGAGCAAGAGAAGCAGCGAGAAUUAGAGCAGCAACAAAGGAAGAGUUCUAGUAAGAAGUCGAAAAAAGACAAAGAUGAACUUCGAGCUCAGAGAAGGAGAGAACGACCAAAGACACCACCUAGUAAUCUCUCUCCCAUCGAAGAUGCAUCUCCCACAGAAGAACUACGACAGGCAGCAGAAAUGGAGGAGCUCCACAGGUCCUCUUGUUCUGAAUACUCACCUAGCAUAGAGUCAGAUCCAGAAGGAUUUGAAAUAAGCCCUGAGAAAAUAAUUGAAGUUCAAAAAGUUUAUAAAUUGCCCACAGCUGUGUCUUUAUACUCACCAACAGAUGAGCAAUCUGCUAUGCAGAAAGAAGGUGUUCAGAAGGCUUUAAAAAGUGCUGAGGAGAUUUAUGAAGAAAUGAUGCAUAAACCCCACAAAUAUAAAGCUUUUCCAGCUGCAAAUGAACGAGAUGAAGUGUUUGAAAAAGAGCCAUUGUAUGGUGGUAUGUUAAUAGAGGACUACAUUUAUGAAUCUUUAGUAGAGGACACAUAUAAUGGAUCAGUAGAUGGCAGUCUCCUCACAAGACAAGAUGAACAAAAUGGAUUUAUGCAGCAGAGAGGAAGAGAGCAAAAAGUAAGACUCCCGGAGCAGAUUUAUGAUGAUCCUAUGCAGAAAAUCACAGACCUCCAGAAAGAGUUUUAUGAGUUGGAAAGCUUACAUUCUGUGGUGCCUCAAGAAGACAUUGUCUCAAGCUCUUAUAUCAUUCCAGAAAGCCAUGAGAUAGUAGAUCUGGGCACCAUGGUGACUUCUACCAGUGAAGAAAAGAAACUAUUAGAUGCUGAUAGUGCCUAUGAAGAACUCAUGAAGCGACAACAAAUGCAGGUAACAGAUGGAUCAAGCCCAAUACAGACCAUUGUUGAGGAUGAAAUGGCAGAGUCUAAUAUGGACUUUGACAGGGUGCAAGAUGCCUCUUUGACAUCAAGUAUCCUUUCUGGAGCAUCUCUGACAGAUUCAACCAGCAGUGCAACUCUCUCUAUCCCAGAUGUUAAGAUAACCCAACAUUUUUCAACAGAAGAACUUGAUGAUGAAUAUGUAACUGAUUAUACAAGAGAAAUUCAAGAGAUAAUCGCACAUGAAUCACUGAUAUUGACCUACUCUGAGCCUUCAGAAAGUGCUACAUCUGUUCCACCUUCUGACACACCUUCUCUCACAUCAUCUGUUUCUUCUGUUUGCACCACAGAUAGCUCCUCACCUGUUACUGCCCUGGAUAGCCUAACAACUGUUUAUACAGAGCCAGUAGAUGUGAUAACAAAAUUUGAAGACUCUGAGGGAAUUUCUUCAACUUAUUUUCCAGGCAGUGUUAUAGACUAUCCAGAAGAUAUAAGUGUAUCUGUAGAUAGGACUAUUACACCAGAAAUUAGAAGUAAUACUGAUCAUAUUGUGAUUUCCUUCUCUAGUAUAGCACCUUCUAUCACAGAAUCUGUAGAAACUAAAGCUGAGAGGCUGCGAGCUGAGAGCAUUUCCACUGACUUACCUAUAUCUGAAAAAGAUAUAAUAACAGAAAGGAAGGAAACUGGGGAUGGAAUUAUUCUGGAAGUUUUGGAUGCUUACAAAGAUAAAAGGGAAGAGUCUGAGGCUAGACCAACGAUUAGCCUACCUGAAAUGGGGUUAGAUCAAACACCUUCCUCUGUAAUAGCCGCUCAAAUGAAAGAACAACCUGUAUCUCCACAUUCUUUAUCUGGGAAGAUCUCUGCUCAGGAAAAGUCCACAUAUCGGUUUCCAUCUGGCAGUCUUCCUGUUUCUACCCCUUCAUCUAAAUCUCGUCCAUUUCUCCGAGGUUCUUCUUUGGACAUAUCAGCCCAACCACCUCCUCCCCCUCCACCCCCUCCUCCUCCACCCCCUCCACCACCUCCUCCCCCACCCCCACCAUUGCCCCCAGCAACUUCACCUAAGCCAGCCAUUUAUCCUAAAAAAAAGUUGGCAGUUGCAGCUCCAGUGACUCCAACUACUAUUGUUACAACCCAUGUUGAUGCCAUUACUACAGUAGAGAGCACACCUGCUCGGAGGAGUAAUGGGUUACCUACAACCAAAAUAUGUGCUACUGCACCCCCUCCUGUCCCUCCUAAGCCUUCUUCAGUUCCAAUUGGACUUGUGUUUACACAUAGACCAGAGGCAAGCAAACCUCCAAUUGCCCCCAAGCCAGCAGUUCCUCAGAUUCCAGUGACUACACAGAAAACAACAGAUACAUGCCCCAAACCAACAGGUCUAUCUUUAACUUCAAGUAUGUCCUUAAAUUUAGUGACUACAGCAGAUUACAAACUGCCUUCCCCUACCUCACCACUUUCCCCACACUCUAACAAAUCCUCACCAAGAUAUUCUAAGUCUCUCAUGGAGACUUAUGUGGUUAUUACACUGCCCUCUGAACCUGGGACUCCAACAGAUUCUUCUGCUGCUCAAGCCAUUACCAGUUGGCCCUUGGGAUCGCCCCCAAAAGAUCUGGUUUCUCUUGAAACGGUGUUUUCCAUAGUUCCUCCUAUGACAGCUAUAGAAAUUCCAAGUUCCUCACAGCCAACUGUGUAUGCUUCGGGAGCUUUGGGCACAUUUUCUGAUGCCCCUGUUGCAACACCAUCUCUAUUUCAAGGAGCUCCAACUCCGCUUACACAAUUACUUCCAACAGAAGGUUCAAAAACUGAAUUUUCCACAACGAGGAGUACAGUUUCAAGUGUUGCUCCGAGAAGCGUUUCCAUACCGAUUCCUCCAGAGCCUCUUGCUCUAGAUAGGCAUCAGUACAAGGAAAAUGGGAAAUUGCAACUUAUUGGUGAUGCCAUUGAUUUACGUACAAUAACAAAAACAGAAGCUAAAGCAACUGAAAAAGGUAUGGAUCUUUCUGCUUCAGCAAUGGAUGUGAAAAGGCAAACCACAGCAAAUGGAUCUUAUGGGAGACAGAUCAGUGCCAUCCAACCUUCUAUCAUAAAUCUCAGUGCACCUUCCUCAUUAGUAACUCCAAUCACCAUGGACUCUGAGACAGUGGCUGUUGUCACAUGCCCAGAUUCUACAAUUUACACAACAGGCACAGAAAGCCAAGUGAGUAUAGAACAUGCAAUGGCAUCACCACUCCAGCUCACUAUAGCAAAACAUACUGAGUCACCAUACAGGAAACCUAGUGGCCAGACCUUUCCUAUGGUUAGAGAUGAAGCACCAAUAAACUUGUCACUAGGUCCUUCAGCUCAGGCAGUGACAUUGGCUGUUACAAAGCCUGUCACAGUGCCUCCUGUUGGUGUCACAAAUGGAUGGACUGACAGCACCAUAUCUCAGGGGAUCACUGAUGGAGAAGUAGUAGAUCUCAGCACAUCAAAGUCUCAUAGAACUGUUGUAACAAUGGAUGACUCUACUUCAAAUGUGGUGACCAAAAUAAUAGAAGAUGAUGAAAAACCUGUUGAUUUGACUGCAGGAAGAAGAGCUGUGUGCUGUGACAUGGUUUACAAGUUGCCCUUUGGAAGGAGCUGCACAGCACAGCAGCCUGCAACUACUCUUCCUGAAGACCGUUUUGGUUAUAGGGAUGACCACUAUCAAUAUGAUAGAUCAGGGCCAUAUGGUUACAGAGGGAUUGGUGGAAUGAAACCUUCCAUGUCUGACACUAACCUAGCAGAAGCUGGACAUUUUUUCUAUAAAAGUAAGAAUGCUUUUGAUUAUUCUGGAGGAACUGAUGCAGCAGUAGAUCUAACUUCAGGGAGAGUGUCUACAGGUGAGGUAAUGGAUUAUUCAAGCAAGACUACAGGUCCAUACCCAGAAACACGCCAAGUCAUUUCAGGAGUUGGGAUUAGUACCCCGCAGUAUUCCACAGCAAGAAUGACUCCACCUCCAGGACCCCAGUAUGGUGUGGGAAGUGUUUUGAGGUCAUCUAAUGGUGUUGUCUAUUCUUCAGUAGCAACUCCAAUUCCCUCCACAUUUGCUAUCACCACUCAACCUGGCUCCAUUUUCAGUACCACAGUCAGGGAUUUAUCAGGUAUUCACACAACAGAUGCAGUGACUUCAUUAUCAGCCCUGCAUCAAAGCCAGCCAAUGCCUCGAUCAUAUUUCAUAACAACAGGUGCAUCAGAAACAGACAUCUCAGUAACAAGUAUUGACAUCAAUGCUAGUCUGCAAACUAUUACUAUGGAAACUCUUCCUGCUGAGACAAUAGACUCUGUUCCGACUUUAACCACAGCAUCUGAAGUAUUCUCUGAGGUGGUCGGAGAGGAAAGCACUCUUUUAAUUGUCCCUGAUGAAGACAAACAACAGCAGCAACUUGACUUGGAGCGCGAGCUCCUGGAACUAGAGAAAAUCAAGCAGCAACGCUUUGCUGAGGAACUAGAGUGGGAACGUCAGGAGAUUCAGAGGUUCCGAGAACAAGAGAAGAUCAUGGUUCAAAAGAAGCUGGAGGAGCUGCAAUCUAUGAAGCAGCAUCUUCUCUAUCAGCAGGAAGAAGAGCGGCAGGCCCAGUUCAUGAUGAGGCAGGAGACGCUAGCUCAGCAACAGUUACAGCUUGAGCAGAUCCAACAGCUGCAACAACAGCUGCACCAGCAGCUUGAGGAGCAAAAACUUCGCCAAAUCUACCAGUAUAACUAUGACCCCUCUGGAACUGCUUCCCCACAAACCACUACUGAGCAGGCAAUUUUGGAGGGUCAGUAUGCCGCUCCAGAGGGCAGUCAGUUUUGGGCCACUGAAGAUGCCACCACUACAGCAUCCACUGUGGUAGCCAUUGAAAUACCACAGAGCCAAGGAUGGUACACUGUUCAGUCUGACGGUGUGACGCAGUACAUUGCUCCGCCUGGCAUCUUGAACACUGUUUCAGAGAUACCUCUGACUGAUGUUGUGGUAAAAGAGGAGAAACAACCCAAAAAAAGAAGUUCCGGAGCCAAAGUUCGGGGGCAGUAUGAUGAGAUGGGGGAAAACAUGGCCGAUGAUCCACGGAAUUUAAAAAAGAUAGUGGACAGUGGUGUACAAACUGAUGAUGAAGAAACUGCUGAUCGGAAUUAUGCAAGUAGGAGGAGAAGAACUAAAAAAAGUGUUGAUACCAGUGUCCAAACUGAUGAUGAAGAUCAAGAUGAAUGGGAUAUGCCUUCCAGGUCAAGGAGAAAAGUGCGUUCGGGAAAAUAUGGAGAUAACACGACAGAGGGUGACAAGACCAAACCCCUUUCUAAAGUCUCCAGUGUAGCAGUUCAGACAGUCGCAGAGAUAUCUGUGCAAACUGAACCAGUGGGAACCAUAAGAACACCUUCCAUACGAGCACGGGUGGAUGCCAAGGUAGAAAUAAUUAAGCACAUUUCAGCACCUGAAAAGACUUACAAAGGGGGCAGUUUAGGAUGUCAAACAGAAACAGAUUCAGACACACAGAGUCCUCCAUAUCUGGGUGCCACAUCUCCACCCAAAGACAAGAAACGCCCAACACCUUUAGAGAUUGGUUAUUCAUCAUCUCACCUUCGGGCAGACACCACAGUGCAGCUGGCUCCUUCCCCACCCAAAUCUCCAAAAGUCCUUUACUCUCCCAUCUCACCACUUUCCCCAGGCAACGCCUUAGAACCAGCCUUUGUACCUUAUGAAAAACCCCUCACUGAUGACAUAAGUCCACAGAAUGUACUCCAUCCAGAUAUGGCUAAAGUUCCCCCAGCAAGUCCUAAGACAGCCAAGAUGAUGCAGCGUUCUAUGUCUGACCCCAAGCCUCUGAGUCCAACAGCAGACGAGAGUUCCAGGGCUCCUUUUCAGUAUUCCGAGGGCUUCACGACUAAAGGUUCUCAAACCAUGACAGCCUCUGGUACCCAGAAAAAAGUGAAGAGAACACUGCCAAAUCCCCCUCCCGAGGAGGCAUCCACGGGAACACAGUCAACUUACAGCACAAUGGGCACUGCUUCUAGGAGAAGGAUGUGCAGAACCAAUACCAUGGCUCGAGCCAAGAUUCUCCAGGACAUAGACCGAGAGCUUGACCUGGUAGAAAGGGAGUCUGCCAAGCUUAGAAAGAAGCAAGCAGAACUUGAUGAAGAAGAAAAGGAGAUUGAUGCCAAGCUACGGUAUCUGGAGAUGGGAAUUAACCGGAGGAAAGAAGCAUUGUUGAAGGAGAGAGAAAAGAGAGAGCGUGCCUACCUGCAGGGGGUAGCUGAGGAUCGGGAUUACAUGUCUGACAGCGAAGUCAGUAGCACCAGACCAAGUCGAAUAGAAAGCCAGCAUGGCAUCGAGCGACCAAGAACAGCUCCUCAAACUGAAUUCAGCCAGUUCAUCCCUCCACAAACCCAAACAGAAGCUCAAUUAGUGCCCCCUACAAGUCCUUACACACAGUACCAGUACUCCUCACCCGCUCUUCCCACCCAAGCACCCACCCCGUAUACCCAACAAUCUCAUUUUCAACAGCAAACAUUGUACCAUCAGCAGGUUUCACCCUAUCAGACUCAACCAACCUUCCAAGCUGUAGCAACAAUGUCCUUCACACCCCAAGCUCAACCCACUCCUACACCACAACCAUCUUAUCAAUUACCAUCACAGAUGAUGGUCAUACAACAGAAGCCUCGGCAAACAACACUAUAUUUGGAGCCCAAGAUAACUUCUAACUAUGAAGUGAUUCGAAACCAACCCCUGAUGAUCGCUCCUGUUUCUACUGAUAAUACAUAUGCUGUUUCCCAUCUUGGGAGUAAGUACAAUAGCUUAGACUUGAGAAUUGGUUUGGAGGAAAGAAGCAGCAUGGCAAGCAGUCCAAUAUCAACCAUAUCUGCAGACUCUUUCUAUGCAGAUAUUGACCACCACACUUCAAGGAAUUAUGUCCUAAUAGAUGACAUUGGGGAGAUUACCAAAGGGACAGCAUCACUGAGCACUGCAUUUAGUCUUCAUGAAAAGGAUCUGUCCAAAACAGAUCGUCUCCUUAGAACCACAGAGACACGUAGGUCUCAAGAAGUGACAGAUUUCCUAGCACCUUUGCAGACUUCCUCCAGAUUGCAUAGCUAUGUGAAAGCAGAGGAGGACCCGAUGGAGGAUCCUUAUGAGUUAAAGCUUCUGAAACAGCAGAUCAAGCAAGAAUUCCGUAGAGGCACGGAGAGCCUAGAUCACCUUGCUGGCCUUUCACAUUAUUACCAUGCCGACACUAGCUAUAGACACUUUCCCAAAUCUGAAAAGUAUAGCAUCAGUAGACUCACCCUUGAAAAGCAAGCCGCCAAACAAUUGCCAGCAGCCAUCCUUUACCAAAAGCAAUCAAAGCAUAAGAAAUCAUUAAUUGACCCUAAAAUGUCAAAGUUUUCACCUAUUCAAGAAAGUAGAGACCUUGAACCUGAUUAUCCCAGUUAUAUGAGUUCUAGCACUUCAUCUAUUGGUGGUAUUUCUUCUAGGGCAAGGCUUCUUCAAGAUGAUAUCACAUUUGGCCUCAGAAAAAAUAUUACAGAUCAACAAAAAUUUAUGGGCUCCUCACUUGGGUCAGGACUGGGCACAUUAGGAAAUACCAUCCGGUCAGCUCUACAGGAUGAAGCAGAUAAGCCAUACAGCAGUGGGAGCAGGUCCAGGCCUUCCUCUAGGCCUUCCUCUGUCUAUGGGCUUGAUUUAUCAAUUAAGAGGGAUUCUUCCAGCUCAUCACUGAGACUGAAAGCUCAAGAGGCCGAAGCUCUGGAUGUCUCCUUUGGCCAUUCAUCAUCGUCUGCAAGAACUAAGCCCACCAGUUUACCAAUCAGCCAGAGUAGAGGAAGAAUACCAAUUGUGGCCCAGAAUUCAGAAGAAGAAAGUCCACUAAGUCCCGUUGGCCAACCAAUGGGAAUGGCCAGGGCUGCAGCUGGCCCCUUGCCCCCAAUAUCUGCAGACACAAGGGAUCAGUUUGGAUCAAGUCACUCAUUGCCUGAAGUUCAGCAACACAUGAGAGAAGAGUCACGGACACGGGGUUAUGACCGUGACAUAGCAUUCAUCAUGGAUGACUUCCAACAUGCUAUGUCUGACAGUGAAGCCUAUCACUUGCGUCGGGAGGAAACGGAUUGGUUUGAUAAACCCAGGGAAUCUCGGUUGGAAAAUGGCCAUGGUCUGGAUCGGAAACUGCCAGAAAGAUUGGUUCACUCCAGACCGCUAAGUCAACAUCAAGAGCAAAUUCUGCAGAUGAAUGGGAAGACAAUGCACUACAUCUUUCCUCAUGCAAGGAUAAAAAUAACCAGAGACACUAAGGAUCACACAGUUUCAGGCAAUGGCCUAGGAAUUAGAAUUGUUGGCGGUAAAGAAAUCCCUGGACAUAGUGGAGAAAUUGGAGCCUAUAUUGCUAAGAUUCUUCCCGGUGGAAGUGCAGAACACACAGGGAAACUUGUAGAAGGGAUGCAAGUUUUGGAAUGGAAUGGGAUUCCCUUAACUUCUAAAACAUAUGAAGAAGUACAGAGCAUCAUUAAUCAGCAAAGUGGGGAAGCAGAAAUAUGUGUAAGACUGGACCUCAAUAUGUUGUCAGAUUCCGAAAAUCCACAGCACCUAGAACUGCAUGAGCCGCCAAAAGUUGCAGAUAAGGCCAAGUCCCCAGGGGUGGAUCCCAAGCAGUUGGCAGCAGAGCUGCAGAAAGUCUCCCUCCAGCAGUCGCCACUGGUCAUGUCCUCAGUCGUGGAGAAGGGGUCUCACGCUCACUCGGGUCCUACGUCAGCAGGAUCCAGUUCUGUCCCCAGCCCUGGGCAGCCAGGCUCGCCCUCAGUGAGCAAGAAGAAGCACGGAAGCAGCAAGCCUACUGAUGCAGCAGCGAAGGCUUCCUCCCAUCCAAUUACAGGAGAAAUUCAGCUUCAAAUCAACUAUGAUCUUGGAAAUCUUAUAAUACAUAUUCUUCAAGCAAGAAAUCUUGUUCCCAGAGACAACAAUGGCUACUCUGACCCUUUUGUUAAGGUGUACCUACUUCCAGGUCGCGGACAAGUCAUGGUUGUCCAGAAUGCAAGUGCUGAGUACAAAAGAAGGACUAAGUAUGUCCAGAAAAGUCUUAAUCCUGAAUGGAACCAAACAGUAAUUUAUAAAAGUAUUUCCAUGGAGCAGCUCAUGAAGAAGACCUUGGAGGUGACAGUUUGGGACUAUGAUAGAUUUUCUUCUAACGACUUCCUUGGAGAGGUAUUGAUUGAUUUAUCUAGCACAUCUCACCUGGACAACACUCCCCGGUGGUAUCCACUGAAAGAACAGACAGAGAGCAUUGACCAUGGCAAGUCUCACUCUAGUCAAAACAGCCAGCAGUCCCCAAAGCCCUCUGUGAUCAAAAGCAGGAGCCACGGCAUCUUCCCUGACCCAGCCAAGGACAUGCAGGUUCCCACCAUUGAGAAAUCUCACAGUAGUCCCGGUAGCUCAAAAUCAUCAUCUGAAGGCCAUCUCCGCUCUCACGGACCAUCUCGCAGUCAAAGCAAAACCAGUGUCGCUCAGACCCACCUGGAAGAUGCAGGGGCGGCCAUAGCCGCGGCCGAAGCCGCAGUGCAACAACUCCGCAUUCAACCAACAAAGCCCGCAAACCACCGGCCUGCAGAGAGCGCCGUGUCCACUGGCUCCUCGGGCAGCAGCGUUGGCAGUGGGUAUAGCAUGGACGGUGAAGGAAGCAGCUGCGUGGCAGGGGAGCCUAAUCUACUUCCUAUCCCGAGGAUAGGAAAGAUGGGACAGAAUGGACAGGACCCUGUGAAGCAGCCAGGAAUGGGAGCAUCAGACACAGAGGCUAAAACUCAAGUCAUGGGAGAAAUCAAGCUAGCAUUGAAAAAGGAAAUGAAAACGGAUGGUGAACAACUGAUAGUUGAAAUUCUCCAGUGCAGAAAUAUUACCUACAAAUUCAAGUCUCCGGAUCAUUUACCAGAUUUAUAUGUGAAGAUAUAUGUGAUAAACAUCUCUACUCAAAAAAAGGUUAUCAAAAAGAAAACAAGGGUGUGCAGACAUGAUAGAGAGCCUUCCUUCAAUGAAACUUUUAGAUUCAGCCUAAGUCCUGCUGGUCAUUCUCUUCAGAUUUUGCUUUUCUCCAAUGGAGGGAAGUUUAUGAAGAAGACUUUGAUCGGGGAAGCUUGUAUCUGGCUUGACAAAGUGGAUCUGAGAAAAAGAAUAGUCAAUUGGCACAAACUUUUGGUCAGUACUACUCAAACACACUGAGGAUGUGUCCACUCAGUGAGGACACGGAGCUGCAUAGCCUCAGAUCGAGACUGUAGUUGAAUACUACUGUGCUGAUCUGUUUUCAGGGGCAAACUUGAGAGAGGAAACAACAGGCACACAGAAUGCGCUGUUGUGGAUUACAAAACGACUUAAGGAGUUCACGUGUUGAACGCAAACAGAUUAAAACGAGCCCUGAGACACUGCAUUGCUCACAGCUGGAAAGAGAAACUGUGAAAGUAGAUUUGAUUCUUAAGGUAAAUGUCUUAGAUAAGACUGAUCUGGAACUGAAGUAAAAGGCACAAAAGUUAUGAUGGUGUUCAAAGGUAGUGUGAAAGCAAUUGCUUAUACACACGGAAACCUUGUUAGAAAAACUGAUGUAAUGAAUCUUGGUUUUCAAAAGUUCAAAACUCCUUGUCUAAUAUUCUUUAUAAAACUUCUUGUUUUGAAAUUCUGACAUAAGAUUCAACUAUGGGUUGUCUACAGGACGAGAAAGUGACUGUGUUUAUGGGGGAAUUAAGCAAGAGUUAUGGACUAUGGAUUUUAGAUUACACUGUGCAUGUUUUCUCUGUGUCUACGCUAGAAAGCUAUACAGCCAUAGGUCUGAAUUCUAUGUGGCAUAAGCACAUCUGUUUUGGUGUAAUUUAACAUAGUAAAGAGUGAAGAUAAUAGUAGGUUAAAAUGAAAUUGUAUUUAUCUAGAAAUAAAACAAAAACUAGUGACUGGACAUAAGGAAAAAUGUUGACCCACAAAAUAUGUACCUUGGUUGAAAACAUUACAAUCUUCAAUUUUCCAUAAAGUCAAGUCAUUCUCAACUGUAUACACCAAGGCAUCUAGAUUAAUCCGUGUGCUCUAAGAAGAGGGCUGCUUGUUUUCUAAGCAUCUCCCAUUACCUGUAUCAUUGUACAUAUUUCAUGACAUCAACAUCAUAUUCUCUCUCCUUUCUUGUUAGUGAUGAUUUCAUAAUUAGGAAUCCCAUCGAUGUUGGAAAAGAAUGUAAAAAGUCAAUGUUUGAAAUUAAAAUAUAUUUGACAUAUUUUAAUAAUACAGAACCAAACAACCAAUGUGCGAAUCAUUAAAAUGUAGUGUUCCUUUCCCCACCAACGUCAAUAAAAAAAAAAGUAACACGGAAGUAUGAAAAAUGCAUUCCUCUAGGAUUAAAAUCUUGGCUUCUGGUCCUGAUUUUGCUACUGACCUUGCACAUAUCACUUUGAAAAUGUCAUUUAAAUUCACUUUCCCCAUACAUAAUGGUGUAUCCCUAUCCUUCUUCACAGAAUGCCAGGAAGCUUAAAUAAAGAGACAUAUGAAAUAGAAAGCACAUUUGCAAAUACAGCUUUAAACACAAACAGAGAUAAUUAUUAUGUAGCUUUUUAAUUCUCAAAUUUUAUAUGUGAGAAACAACUUCCAACCAAUGGUAAGCAUCAGCAUGGGAUAAAAAGAGGGUAAAUUGUUCCAAAACUUAUUUAUUUAAAUAUAAACAUCCAUUUAACCUGAAAAGAUUGAAUAUUAAAUAAAAUUAUUUGUUUUGCCAAAUUUACUGAAGUACGUAGUUCUUAUUCCAUUCCCACAUUCUGCCCAAAAUAAUCUAAAUUGCUUUGCAUAGUUUUUGAACCUAAAGAUUGUUUCUUUUCCUAAGAUGAAGUUUUAGUAGGAUUACAGAAAACCUUGGAAAUAUUGGUUGGAUAUUGAAUUUUCUCAUAUUUAGAGAAAAACCCUAAACUUGAAAGCAAUGGAAAACUCUAGAAAUAAAAAUUUAUAGUCCAUAACAAGUUGUGUAUCUUGCACUCAUUAAAAACAAAAAUUCAAAUUUACUUUUCAUUGUCCUAAUAUAUCGUCACCCUCUUUUCUCUAUUUUUUCAUCCCUUCUACCCUGACAAUGCAAUACCAUUUACGACUGAUAGUCUUCUAAAGUGAACACGGGAGGUGUGAAUUUUCAAAGAUAAGAUACUGCUAACAUUUUAUUUUUAGAGACCGCUAGGUCUGCCGGUGGUUGCUAUAGCUAUUUCCAGCAGACACUUGCACUUGAGGCAGCCUAUAAUCAGUCACAACUGGGGAAGAAAAGAGUCAAAGAGUAUCAUCUGACAACAAAAAGCUCUGCCAUUUGCUCUUCACAAUAAGCUGUGAUUCAUCUCUGAUCCAUCUACAGCACUGGUACUCCAAGGGUUUUGUGAAAGGUUGUUUAGCCAGGUACUUUACUCCAUUCUAGUUGAAACUUACACAAACAGAGGGACCACCAGAGCAAGAUCGUCUUGAGUAGCUAUUAAGCUUGAAAGAAUGGAAGCCUUCCUUGCAAUGAAGCCCCUCCAUUGUAAGGAACUAGGGAUGGGACUAGAUUGUCAGACCAAUGAAGAGAGUCAGUGACAGAGCUUAUUCUCACGCACCAGCAUUCCCCUUGAGAAAGAAAACAAUCCUGCCAGUGUGCCAAGUUUGCAGCUGAGGAAGCUCCUAGGUUGUAACUGGAAUUGCUCUAUGCAACACCAAUUCUUAUACGAAUGCACUUCUGAGGGACGUUGAUUGCCCUUCUCACAACAACAAAAAAAUAUUUCUUUUUUAAUUGCAAAUAGGGCUCUUAGUGUUUUUUACUUUUUUGUAAAUAGCACGACACAUGAUUUCCCAUUUUUUAUUUUAUGUUACGUUACAGAAUUAGCUUUUUUAUCUCAAUAGUAACAGAGUUUACAAUCUCUAAUCACUAAAUUAUUAAUCUUGCAGCAUUUACACCUUGAGAAACAUUUCGUUUUUCCUACCGAUCCACUGAGUCAUCAGAGAUGGAAGUUUGUUGGUUUAAAAUUUAGUACUAAGAAAGCUUUCAACAGAGAAGAAAAAGCACAGAGUGAAUUUUUAUAGUAGUUGGGAAUUAUAGAAUCCUUAUUAUGAAUAAUGAUAACACUAGUAGCAAGAAGUUGGUGUUUUACUUAUCUGAUUUUACUUAAUAUUAAGAAAAGUUUGGUGACUCUGAACUUGUUUGAUUACCAUUUCUGUUUCAAAAGAACAAUACUAAACAUUAAGGGAUAGUAAUUGCCCUUGAUCCUUAAUAUGGUCCAUAUUUUAAUAAUUCAUGAUAGUUAGAUAUACACUCUCUACAUAUCUAUGAGGUUGAUUUAGGGAAUCACACACACUAGUUGUAUCCUGAGAAUAUUAUAGCUGGUAACCAGCUGAUACUGAUUCUCAUUAUAGAAUGGUUGUUAUGACGUUGGUGGUAGCCAUAGUUACAAUAGUGCUGACAGUGAGGUGAAGUAAAAUAAAGUAUUUGUUACUAUAGUGUGCCCAGUUUAUUAGCAGUUAUUUGAUCAAUGCUUCAUUUCAUUAAAAUACCAUAAAGAUGUUUAUAGUAUUUUUUUACUUUAUUAUUUAAAUCAUAACUAACAAUAUUUUUAAAAAGUUAUUUUAAUUGCUAUAAUGUCAAAUAGUCCAAAAUUAACCAACUAGAGCUACAUGUGUUUAUAACUGUAUGUAUGACAGAAAUGACUUUCCCUCCUUUUGAGUUUGAAAUGAAAUCGAAAGCUCAACAAAUAAUCAUGAGCUUUUCCCUUAAGAAUUAUUUGCCUUUAGUGUAACAGAAGAAUGAAUGAGUGAGUGAAACCUAUAUUCUUACUGAAUAUGACAUAUUGAUGUUUUCUGUAUGUCUCGUGUGGCUAUUGGUAAAGACACACAUUAAAUAAAAAGCAUUUAACCAAGUUCUUUAUCUGGUAGGUAGAUUGAGAUCAUUUUCUGAAUCCGUUAUGCUGUAUAUAACUAGACAUUUGAUAACAUAGAAACUGUAGAGUUAGCCUCAUCCCUUGGAAGUCAGCAUGUGACUGUGAUUAUCAUGUGUCUGUGUAUUUGUUUAGUGAUGUGCUCAGGUGCUCCCACUACUGAUUAAUGUGUGUGCUAAUAUCUUAACAACACAUCUGUUGAAAAAGGGUGUUUCUUGUCUAAAAAAAAAAUGUUUAAAACCCAAUAAAAUUUAUUUCCAACAAAACAUGAAGUUCUUGGAGACGUGUCUCGUUUCCGACGAUAUGUUGCAUGCUUUCUUGGAGAUUUGCUAAUCUUUUUAUUAUUAUUUUUUUGUUUACCAAAUAUUCUGAAAAAUUUAAUGAACAAAUGCAAAUUCUUGGGCUAUUGAUUGUAUGAACAGAUCUGAAAAAUAAAUGAGAAUUGUGUAGAAACAGAAUGCUUGUAAAUCUGUGUUGAAUUUUACUCUAUGUAAAAACACGUCUUGGUUUUGUGAUUGUACACAGGUGUUUCUUGAAAACUUAUGUAAACUGUGCUGUUUAAAGGCUGUUGUAUCAACCUUACUAAUAAAUA
This is a messenger RNA of Psammomys obesus (fat sand rat), 19579 nucleotides long. RefSeq names its product piccolo presynaptic cytomatrix protein (gene Pclo). Gene Ontology annotation, cellular component: GABA-ergic synapse; cytoskeleton of presynaptic active zone; axon. Gene Ontology annotation, biological process: presynaptic active zone assembly; protein localization to synapse. Bases 152 to 15298 code for a protein of 5048 amino acids. Gene Ontology annotation, molecular function: protein binding; metal ion binding; structural constituent of presynaptic active zone. The transcript has 25 exons. NCBI's taxonomy places the organism in Eukaryota, Metazoa, Chordata, Mammalia, Rodentia, Muridae. The record is from RefSeq and is a predicted model, not a curated record.